This is a messenger RNA of Musa acuminata AAA Group (dessert banana), 4622 nucleotides long. Its product is annotated as fatty acyl-CoA reductase 3. Gene Ontology annotation, cellular component: intracellular membrane-bounded organelle. NCBI's taxonomy places the organism in Eukaryota, Viridiplantae, Streptophyta, Magnoliopsida, Zingiberales, Musaceae. Gene Ontology annotation, molecular function: alcohol-forming very long-chain fatty acyl-CoA reductase (NADP+) activity. The transcript has 11 exons. Bases 43 to 1515 code for a protein of 490 amino acids. The record is from RefSeq and is a predicted model, not a curated record. Gene Ontology annotation, biological process: long-chain fatty-acyl-CoA metabolic process; suberin biosynthetic process.
CUCUCUCUCUCUCUCUCUCUAUCUGAGGAUAAGAGCUGUGACAUGGAGAGCAGCAGAAUAGUGGAGUUCUUGAAGGACAAGAGCAUUCUGAUCACUGGAUCCACUGGCUUCUUGGCAAAAAUAUUCGUGGAGAAGGUGCUGAGGGUUCAACCGGAGGUUAAGAGGCUCUUCCUCCUCGUCAGAGCCGCCGAUGCCGCAUCUGCCAACCAGCGUGUGCAAACUGAGAUACUAGGAAAGGACCUGUUCAAGGUUCUAAGAGACAAACAUGGCGAUGGAUUCCAUCCAUUUGUCGCAAGCAAGGUGUUCCCCGUGGCUGGAGACAUCGUCCGGGAAGAUUUAGGUAUCCAAGACUCCAAUCUCAGAGAGAAGUUGUGGAAGGAAGUGGGGAUCGUCGUCAAUGUAGCAGCGACCACCAGCUUCGACGACAGAUACGAUGUGUCUUUGGGCAUCAAUGCUCUCGGAGCUAAGCACAUCUUGGAGUUUGCGAGGCGAUGCGUGAGACUGGAAAUGCUCCUCCAUGUUUCUACUGCUUAUGUAGCUGGCGAGCAGAGUGGGCUGAUCUUGGAGAAGAAGUUUCUCAUGGGAGAGACUCUCAAGGGGGGCUCCUACUUGGACAUCGAAGCAGAACUAAGGUUGGUGGACAAGAAGAAGAGGGAGCUCCGUGCAGAGUAUGCGACCGAAGAGGUCGAAAAGCUAGCCAUGAAGCGACUGGGGAUGAAGAGAGCUAGGUAUUUUGGCUGGCCAAACACCUACGUUUGCACCAAAGCAAUGGGUGAAAUGCUGCUCGGACACUUACGAGGAGAUCUGCCUCUGGUAAUCUUGCGCCCGACGAUCAUCACGAGCGUCCACAGAGACCCACUUCCUGGUUGGAUCGAAGGAACGAGGACGAUCGACAGCCUGAUCAUGGGGUACGUGAAGGAGAAGAUCGGAUGCUUGUUUGGAGAUCUCGACAUCGUCGGGGAUGUGGUACCCGCGGACAUGGUGGUGAACGCGAUGAUGGUGACCAUGGCGGCUCACUCGAAUCAGCGGUCGGAGUUCAUCUACCACAUGAGCUCCUCGGUGAGAAAUCCAAUGACGUACUCCAUUCUGGAGCAGAGUGUUUAUCGUUACUUCCUCGAGAACCCUCGCGUGGGGAAGGACGGAAGAAUCAUCAAGACAAGAAGGCUUCCUGUCAUCAGAAACAUGACCAGAUUCCGUAUCUACAUGACCCUGAGACACAAGCUGCCACUGGGGGUAUUGCACCUCAUCAAUCUGCUCUCCUGUGGACGAUUUGCUCGCGGAUACAAUGAACUCAACCGGAAGUACAAGUUCGUGAUGCAUCUCGUGGACCUUUACGAACCCUAUGCCUUCUUCAGAGGAUACUUUGAUGACCUAAACAUGGAGAGGUUGAGGAUGGCAAUGAAGAAGGACGACGCUGAGGCCUGGAUGUUCGAUUUUGAUCCCAAGCACGUCGAUUGGGAGGACUACUUCUAUCGCAUUCAUGUCCCAGGCGUACUUAAAUAUGCAUUCAAAUGAACCAUGGAAGGGAUCUUGUGCACUUGGUCAGUUCUACUACUUCUUCCAUCUCUUCUCAUUUAUUGAUGCCACAGAAAUAUUUAUGUUGUUCCAGAGACGAACCGUAGCUAGGAUGCUUCCCCUACAUCUUCUGGUGUUCGGAUGUAUUCUUUACCCACCUUCUCGAUUCAAAGGAAUGUUAUGGUAGCCACUGCUUGCAGAAGAAAGUCUAUAAAUAUGCAGAAUUUUUCCUAUAUAACUCAUCAAUUCGAUGUUAUGAUGCUAUUAUUAUAUGAUAUUAUAUGGGUGACGUGCUGACCACUUAGAAUUAUAUGAUAUUAUUAUUAUUAUUAUUAUUUUUCCCCAAAAUAAUUGGUUCACCGGAGGCAAACCAUUGGAGCAGCAGCGCCCACGGAAUCGGAUUCUGCUUUCUGGAGCUUCCACAAAAGCGUCGAACCGACCACGUUGCUACUCCGCGCACCACAUGAAACCCUUGGCUCCGACGUGCCCUCCUCUCCCCCACGCAUCCCCUCUCUCUCUUUGUUCGCCACCCCACCUUCUAAAACCUCUUCCACAUGAUCCUCCUCCUCACGAGCAGCAGUAGCACCAUUCGAUGGAAGAAGCGAGAGGGAAGGACAUGCCCCAGAGGAGCUGCGAUGCCGACGCGUGCUCCUCCUCCGAGCCCCGGACUCGACCGGCUCUUCAAGGCUUAAUGAUGGAUUCUCCGAUAGACCAGCCCGUCAAUCCCGCCUCGACAUCACCGGCGGACGACGGCAGCGGUGGACCUCGACCGGCAGCCUCGAAGAAGGCGAGGAAGAGACUCGAGGACUGUGGACGGGAGAGGCUGAGGCGGCACAGGGUGGAGAUGGCGGGCCGUGUUUGCAUACCGGAGACGUGGGGGCAAGAGAGCUCGUUGAAGGAUUGGGCGGAUCGCUGCGCGUUCGAGAGAUUCAUGCCGGAGGCCUUGGCAUCCGCCCGCAAGGCGCUGGUCGACGACUGUCGUCGGCCGCCAAAUACGUGCCUGCAAGUUGGAAACUGAGACCGAUCGUCUCAUCCUUCUUCCACGGAUUUCCAUGGUUGGAUAUGCUUCCCGAAUCAUUCUUUCUUCUUGAUCGAGUGUUGGUCUUUGAAACCACACACUCGUUUCUCGUGCCAAAACCUCCGAGUUUAGAUCGUGCUUGAGCCACUGUUUUUCUUCUUUUUUUCCUUCGUCCGAAGAGCUCUCGGUCUGCAGAAGAAAAGCAUGCAUCCUCAUUACCAUUAUGCCAGCAACGAUUGAAGAUCGAUUAAGGUGAUUGUUUUGAUCUUGUAAUAUUCGUUGUUGCCCGCUUGAUCGUAUAUGUCAUGCGAGGCAUACUAAAUUCCUCUAUGCUCAUCUCCUUCUCCAUGGCAGAGAAGCCUCGUUCGCUCGCGCUGUUGAGUUCCAAUCGGCUAUACUUCUCGUAUUUGGAAUCCACUGCCAUAUAGUACCAAAGAUACUCAUAACUUCGAAGCUUUAAAUCAACAUAGUAUUAAGUCGAAGAGUUUGGUAGUACAAUUGAGCAUAAUCAUUUUGUGUCUCGACUCAACAAGACAUUUAUCUACAGAUUUUACCAUCAAAUAUAUUUGUCUCUUCCUCUCUUCUACGAGGAGUUCAAAAGCUACCGGCGCGCAACCCGGAGUGAGCGAUGGCUGGAAUCGACAAAACCAAUUGACGCACGCAAGUGGCGGCCCCGUCCGCAGGGGCCACACCCAUCUCGACGGUGACCCUGCCCUUACCCACCACCGAAGAGUCGCUCCCUGUGCAGCGAUCCACUAGCCGGAACUCAAUCGAAGAGUCUUUGUCGUUAACAUAUAAGAUCGCAUUUCGCCUCUUGAGGAGUCAAAAGGCCGGCCACCAGAAACUAAGAGCCGACAAAGAUAAUUGUUUCUACCGGCUAUAUGAUUCACCCGCCGUUUCUACCUGAUCCGUCAUUGUCAGCAGUGGCGUGUCCCGCUUGAUGUUAAAUCACGAGGCAGGUGGGAUAUUCGAGUCAAGACAAACGCGUGGGUGAAACAUAGGACCAGCGCUGAAGUCCACUGUCACCGCUUCGGCCACCCGCCCUAUCCACAGCCGAUCCGCUUCAAUUGUGACUUAUAAUUCAGCCUUCCAAUUGCCACAUCUCGACCGUCUGUUGAUGCGGGCACCAUCUAAAGUGCGUGGAUCCGGGGUAAAGUCGGAUACCUCUACUUGGAGAGGAUCCUCACCCAUGGUCCAGUCCUGCCUCGCUCUCCACGAGCCGGGCCCGGCCCGGCCCGGCCCGGCUUGGCCCGUCCCGGACAUCAUUAACCCUAUAAAUAAGCCCCAUCGCCACCUUUCACGUCGGGAAGGGACGCUCUCACCUGGUUUGCUCCGCCGCCCCCUUUCUCCUCUAAUACGUGCCAGAGUCUUCUCGAUCUUCGAUCGCUUCCACUGCGUCGUCAGGGAAAUCUCCAGCAGGCAUAAUGUCAACUGUUACUGUUCCACCCGUAUGCAUGCUGAGAGGCAACACCAAAUGCCAGUGCAACUCUUUGCUGAUCAAAAGCCCAUCCUCACUGAGCUCCAUGAAGCGUAUCUCAAAAGCAUCAUCGUUGAGGGCAUCCAACCGCUUCAGGGCAUGUGCUAUGGCAUUCUACAAGGUGAAACUCAUCGACCCGGAGGGGAAGGAACAUGAGAUCGACGCUCCAGAUGAUAGCUACAUUCUGGAUGCAGCCGAGGAUGCAGGAGUGGAGCUGCCAUACUCAUGCCGAGCUGGAGCAUGUUCGACGUGUGCUGGUCAAUUGGUGUCGGGCAAUGUCGAUCAGUCGGAUGGAUCCUUCCUCGAUGAAACACAGAUGUCGAAGGGUUAUAUCCUGACCUGUGUCUCCUAUCCGAGAUCAGAAUGCGUCAUCUACACUCACAAAGAAGGCGAACUAUAUUGAUCGUAUUGGCAUCCUUUCUCUGUUUGUGCUCGGAAUGAAUCAGACGUAUGUAUCUGUCAUUUAGCCUCUUUUUUUUUUGUUGUCCAGAGGGUCAUGCCUCUACCAGAGGGAGAUUCUCUCGCACUUGCUUUCAAUAAGCUCGGUACUACUACUGCACUACUUUAUGUUCAGAUUUCUUGACAUCAAGUGUCUCACGCAUUCUAUGUUUA